Molecule: messenger RNA, 3434 nt
Organism: Pan troglodytes (chimpanzee)
Lineage: Eukaryota; Metazoa; Chordata; Mammalia; Primates; Hominidae
Gene: FADS2
Product: fatty acid desaturase 2
Biological process (GO): lipid metabolic process
Cellular component (GO): membrane
Molecular function (GO): oxidoreductase activity, acting on paired donors, with oxidation of a pair of donors resulting in the reduction of molecular oxygen to two molecules of water
Source: RefSeq, marked validated
GGAACCCGAGGCGGGGGGAGCCGGAGGGGCGGGCAGAGGAGGUGUCGAGGCCCUGAGCUCCCGGGGAGUUUUUACUGGAGGCAAAAGUCCAUAGCGGGCGGGCUGAGGGAGGGGCGGAGGAAGGGGACCGCUUGGGGGCACUGGGAAGCCAGGGAUCCUCCGCCAGGAAGGCAGGGACACUCCCGAGCGCAGGCGAGAAGGCUGGGGGAGGGGGCGCGGUGGGAGGAGUAGGAGAAGACAAAAGCCGAAAGCGAAGAGGGCCCGGGCUGCACACACCGGCUGGGAGGCAACCGUCUGUGCAGCGAGCAGCCGGCGCGGGGAGGCCGCAGUGCACGGGGCGUCACAAUCGGCAGGCAGCAUGGGGAAGGGAGGGAACCAGGGCGAGGGGGCCGCCGAGCGCGAGGUGUCGGUGCCCACCUUCAGCUGGGAGGAGAUUCAGAAGCAUAACCUGCGCACCGACAGGUGGCUGGUCAUUGACCGCAAGGUUUACAACAUCACCAAAUGGUCCAUCCAGCACCCGGGGGGCCAGCGGGUCAUCGGGCACUACGCUGGAGAAGAUGCAACGCACAUUUCCAGUGCCAUGGUAGUAUUCGGUCUUGUCCUUUUCAUUGACAACCCUGGACAUGUAGGUGAGGAACUGGAUGCCUUCCGCGCCUUCCACCCUGACCUGGAAUUCGUGGGCAAGUUCUUGAAACCCCUGCUGAUUGGUGAACUGGCCCCGGAGGAGCCCAGCCAGGACCACGGCAAGAACUCAAAGAUCACUGAGGACUUCCGGGCCCUGAGGAAGACGGCUGAGGACAUGAACCUGUUCAAGACCAACCACGUGUUCUUCCUCCUCCUCCUGGCCCACAUCAUCGCCCUGGAGAGCAUUGCAUGGUUCACUGUCUUUUACUUUGGCAAUGGCUGGAUUCCUACCCUCAUCACGGCCUUUGUCCUUGCUACCUCUCAGGCCCAAGCUGGAUGGCUGCAACAUGAUUAUGGCCACCUGUCUGUCUACAGAAAACCCAAGUGGAACCACCUUGUCCACAAAUUCGUCAUUGGCCACUUAAAGGGUGCCUCUGCCAACUGGUGGAAUCAUCGCCACUUCCAGCACCACGCCAAGCCUAACAUCUUCCACAAGGAUCCCGAUGUGAACAUGCUGCACGUGUUUGUUCUGGGCGAAUGGCAGCCCAUCGAGUACGGCAAGAAGAAGCUGAAAUACCUGCCCUACAAUCACCAGCACGAAUACUUCUUCCUGAUUGGGCCGCCGCUGCUCAUCCCCAUGUAUUUCCAGUACCAGAUCAUCAUGACCAUGAUCGUCCAUAAGAACUGGGUGGACCUGGCCUGGGCUGUCAGCUACUACAUCCGGUUCUUCAUCACCUACAUCCCUUUCUACGGCAUCCUGGGAGCCCUCCUUUUCCUCAACUUCAUCAGGUUCCUGGAGAGCCACUGGUUUGUGUGGGUCACACAGAUGAAUCACAUCGUCAUGGAGAUUGACCAGGAGGCCUACCGUGACUGGUUCAGUAGCCAGCUGACAGCCACCUGCAACGUGGAGCAGUCCUUCUUCAACGACUGGUUCAGUGGACACCUUAACUUCCAGAUUGAGCACCACCUCUUCCCCACCAUGCCCCGGCACAACUUACACAAGAUCGCCCCGCUGGUGAAGUCUCUAUGUGCCAAGCAUGGCAUUGAAUACCAGGAGAAGCCGCUACUGAGGGCCCUGCUGGACAUCAUCAGGUCCCUGAAGAAAUCUGGGAAGCUGUGGCUGGACGCCUACCUUCACAAAUGAAGCCACAGCCCCCGGGACACCGUGGGGAAGGGGUGCAGGUGGGGUGAUGGCCAGAGGAAUGAUGGGCUUUUGUUCUGAGGGGUGUCCGAGAGGCUGGUGUAUGCACUGCUCACGGACCCCAUGUUGGAUCUUUCUCCCUUUCUCCUCUCCUUUUUCCCUUCACAUCUCCCCCAUAGCACCCUGCCCUCAUGGGACCUGCCCUCCCUCAGCCGUCAGCCAUCAGUCAUGGCCCUCCCAGUGCCUCCCAGCCGCUUCUUCCAAGGAGCAGAGAAGUGGCCACCGGGGGUGGCUCUGUCCUACCUCCACUCUCUGCCCCUAAAGAUGGGAGGAGACCAGCGGUCCAUGGGUCUGGCCUGUGAGUCUCCCCUUGCAGCCUGGUCACUAGGCCUCACCCCCGCUUUGGUUCUUCAGAUGCUCUUGGGGUUCGUAGGGGCAGGUCCUAGUCGGGCAGGGCCCCUGACCCUUCCGGCCUGGCUUCACUCUCCCUGACGGCUGCCAUUGGUCCACCCUUUCGUAGAGAGGCCUGCUUUGUUACAAAGCUCGGGUCUCCCUCCUGCAGCUCGGUUAAGUACCCGAGGCCUCUCUUAAGAUGUCCAGGGCCCCAGGCCUGCGGGCACAGCCAGCCCAAACCUUGGGCCCUGGAAGAGUCCUCCACCCCAUCACUAGAGUGCUCUGACCCUGGGCUUUCACGGGCCCCAUUCCACCGCCUCCCCAACUUGAGCCUGUGACCUUGGGACCAACGGGGGAGUCCCUCGUCUCUUGCGACUCAGCAGAGGCAGUGGCCACGUUCAGGGAGGGGCCAGCUGGCCUGGAGGCUCAGCCCACCCUCCAGCUUUUCCUCAGGGUGUCCUGAGGUCCAAGAUUCUGGAGCAAUCUGACCCUUCUCCAAAUGCUCUGUUAUCAGCUGGGCAGUGCCAGCCAAUCCCUGGCCAUUUGGCCCCAGGGGACGUGGGCCCUGCAGGCUGCAGGAGGGCACUGGAGCUGGGAGGUCUCGUCCCAGCCCUCCCCAUCUCGGGGCUGCUGUGUGGACGGCGCUGCCUCAGGCACUCUCCUGUCUGAACCUGCCCUUACUGUGUUUAACCUGUUGCUCCAGGAUGCAUUCUGAUAGGAGGGGGCGGCAGGGCUGGGCCUUGGGACAAUCUGCCUUUCACCACAUGGCCUUGCCUCGGUGGCCCUGACUGUCAGGGAGGGCCAGGGAGGCAGAGCGGGAGGGAGUCUCAGGAGGAGGCUGCCCUGAGGGGCUGGGGAGGGGGGUACCUCAUGAGGACCAGGGUGGAGCUGAGAAGAGGAGGAGGCGGGGGCUGGAGGUGCUGGUAGCUGAGGGGACGGGCAAGUGAGAGGGGAGGGAGGGAAGUCCUGGGAGGAUCCUGAGCUGCUGUUGCAGUCUAACCCACUAAUCAGUUCUUAGAUUCAGGGGAAGGGCAGGCACCAACAACUCAGAAUGGGGGCUUUCGGGGAGGGCGCCUAGUCCCCCCAGCUCUAAGCAGCCAGGAGGGACCUGCAACUAAGCAUCUGGGUUGCCAUGGCAAUGGCAUGCCCCCCAGCUACUGUAUGCCCCCGACCCCCGCAGAGGCAGAAUGAACCCAUAGGGAGCUGAUCGUAAUGUUUAUCAUGUUGCUUCCCCACCCCUACAUUUUUUGAAAUAAAAUAAGGAAUUUUAUUCUCA